This is a messenger RNA of Penicillium pulvis, 1546 nucleotides long. Its product is annotated as glycoside hydrolase family 47 protein. Lineage: Eukaryota; Fungi; Ascomycota; Eurotiomycetes; Eurotiales; Aspergillaceae. The record is from RefSeq and is a predicted model, not a curated record. Gene Ontology annotation, biological process: N-glycan processing; carbohydrate metabolic process. Gene Ontology annotation, cellular component: Golgi membrane; endoplasmic reticulum. The transcript has 4 exons. Gene Ontology annotation, molecular function: mannosyl-oligosaccharide 1,2-alpha-mannosidase activity; calcium ion binding. The coding region runs from base 1 to 1542 and encodes 513 amino acids.
AUGCGCGUUACAUCGUCAUUAUUAUUAGUGGCCUUGGGCUUGGUGAGAUCCACCACUGCUCAUCCCUUUUGGCAAGACGCCGAGACUGUCUUGAGCGCAUCAUCCGUGUCGACGAACCAGCAGAAGGCCGAUGCGGUCAAGGAGGCCUUUCAACAUGCUUGGAAUGGAUACAUGAAAUAUGCUUCCCCACACGAUGAGUUGCACCCGGUGAGCAACGGGUACGGAGACUCCAGGAACGGAUGGGGUGCCUCCGCUGUCGAUGCGCUCUCAACUGCCAUUAUUAUGGGUAACCAGGAUGCGGUCAAUACUAUCCUGGAUCAUAUCAAAUCAAUUGAUUAUAGCAAGACCUCGGAUCAGGUCAGCUUGUUUGAGACGACCAUUCGUUACCUGGCUGGCAUGCUGUCCGGCUAUGAUCUGUUGACCGGCCCAGCUGCGAAUCUGGUCACCGAUUCAGACAGUGUUGAUAGCUUGCUCACGCAGUCUAAGAAUUUGGCCGACGUGCUCAAAUUUGCCUUUGACACACCGUCGGGUGUGCCAUACAACGGUAUUAAUAUUACCUCGCAAGGCAAUGACCAGGCCACAACGAAUGGCCUCGCCGUGACCGGCACUCUGGUACUAGAAUGGACGCGACUGUCUGACCUGCUGGGUGACGACGAGUAUGCCAAUCUCAGCCAAAAGGCCGAGUCGUACCUGUUGAACCCUCAGCCAGCCACCACGGAGCCAUUCCCCGGCCUUGUGGGAAGUCACAUUAGCAUCGAAACUGGAGAAGUCACCGAUGGUUCCGUCAGCUGGAAUGGUGGCGACGACUCCUUCUAUGAGUAUUUAAUCAAAAUGUACGUGUACGACCCUACGCGGUUCAAGACAUAUAAGGACCGCUGGGUGCUUGCCGCAGAGUCGACCAUGAAACAUCUGGUGUCGCACCCGCAGCCCCGUCCAGAAUUGACGUUCCUGUCUUCGUACAACAACGGCAACUAUGAUCUCAGCUCGCAGCAUUUGACCUGUUUCGAUGGCGGAAGCUUUUUACUGGGUGGAAGCGUGUUGGGUCGUCAAGACUUUAUUGACUUUGGUCUCGAGCUUGUGCAUGGCUGCGAGGCUACUUACAACUCGACUUUGACACAUGUAGGUCCUGACUCCUGGGGGUGGGACCCUAAGCGGGUUCCAAGCAACCAGAAAGCCUUUUACGAAAAAGCCGGGUUCUACAUCAACAGUGGUUACUAUGUCUUGCGACCGGAGGUGAUUGAGAGCUUCUACUAUGCGUACCGCAUAACCGGAAACAGCGUUUACCGUGACUGGGUGUGGAACGCAUUUGUGGCCAUCAAUGCUACUUGCCGUACCGAUUCGGGCUUUGCAGCUGUUACCAAUGUGAACGCUGCCAACGGCGGCUCGAAGGAUGACAAUCAGGAGAGCUUUCUGUUUGCCGAGGUCCUGAAGUACUCGUACCUGGCCCAUGCUGAAGAUGCCGAAUGGCAGAUCCAGGAGGGUGAUAAGAACACCUUUGUGUUCAACACCGAGGCUCACCCCAUGCGUGUGAAGCAUACCUAGUGUU